Microtus oregoni (creeping vole) is the source of this 1145-nucleotide messenger RNA. Its product is annotated as histone H2A.V. The transcript is spliced from 5 exons. Gene Ontology annotation, cellular component: nucleosome. Bases 376 to 762 code for a protein of 128 amino acids. The record is from RefSeq and is a predicted model, not a curated record. Gene Ontology annotation, molecular function: DNA binding; protein heterodimerization activity; structural constituent of chromatin. Lineage: Eukaryota; Metazoa; Chordata; Mammalia; Rodentia; Cricetidae.
UCCCGCCUCCGGCGCGGCCGGCAAUGUUUUCAUUGGCUUUUCUCCUCUCCCAUUGGUUCGUUCUUCUGUUCGUCAGACUCCGCGCCAGGAGAGAGGCGGAGAGCGCGUCAAUGUUGGGGUUGGAGGCCCCGCCUCCAAGUGCCGUGUGCAAAAACAAACAGCCGUUGGGGAGGCGGUGCCGAGAGGGCGGAGUUCCGGCUAGAAGGAAGCGUCCCAUUGGUCCGCCACCGAGGUUCAAAUGAACAACACGAGCGGCUAUUGGUGGCGGCGGCGCGAGGCGGGCCGGGGGCAUUGUCCGGCUCCGGCAGCGGUGGUCCAGCUGCAAGAGCGGCGGCGGCGGCGCGGGGCGGCAGUGGGCGUCGCGCGGCCAAGACCAUGGCUGGAGGCAAAGCUGGGAAAGACAGUGGGAAAGCCAAGGCUAAGGCAGUGUCCCGCUCACAGAGAGCUGGGCUGCAGUUUCCUGUGGGCCGGAUCCACAGACACUUGAAGACUCGCACCACAAGCCAUGGACGGGUGGGAGCCACUGCUGCUGUGUACAGUGCCGCCAUUCUGGAGUACCUCACGGCUGAGGUGCUGGAGUUGGCAGGUAAUGCUUCCAAGGAUCUCAAAGUGAAGCGCAUCACUCCACGUCACUUGCAGCUUGCAAUCCGAGGUGAUGAAGAGCUGGAUUCACUCAUCAAGGCUACCAUAGCUGGGGGCGGUGUGAUUCCGCACAUCCACAAAUCUCUGAUUGGAAAGAAGGGGCAGCAGAAAACUGCUUAGGAAGUGAUUUAACCACCUGCUCCCCGUUACUGUCUGUAGCUGGACAGUGGACACCUGUGGGAUUGUGUGGAAACUUUAAGAACAGUUCAGUGGAAAAGCAUAGACAAUUGCUGUAGACAAGCUAAAAGAAACACUUGUAUGUUUUUAGACUUGUGAAGUUUGAUAAGUCCCUUUCCCUGUGGUCAUGGUCAUGUGUUGAUUGGCCAAGUUUCUCCCUUGUGUUUUAUACAAAAAUAGAAUUGAUAAAACAUUUUUUACAAAACUAAUUUGUCUCGGAAUUUCUUCAUGAUGUGUUGGAAAUACUUUGCUCAUACCUGGGCAUGGCUUUGUCUACAUCAACCCUAGCAUCUGGGAGGUGUGGGCAGGACCUUCAGAGUUCACAG